Molecule: messenger RNA, 1875 nt
Organism: Symbiodinium sp. CCMP2456
Lineage: Eukaryota; Dinophyceae; Suessiales; Symbiodiniaceae
Source: the annotation of a GenBank genome assembly
AUGGACGGGGAUCGCUUGCAAGCCGUUCUCGCACGCUGCCGGAGGAUCCGAGGUGGGGCCGAAACGCUCAGCAAUCUCCCACCGCAGCUCGCUGAACGGCUGAAGUCCCUUUACGCCAAGUGCGAGAGGCUCAAGCAGGCGAAGGACAAGACCGACACCCCCGAGUCUGGAUCGCCUGCGCUGGCCGUGGAGGAAAGCGGCUCAGAAGGCGAAGAAGGCGUCGAGCCCGAGGACACCGCGGAGGUUGACAAGCUACCUGGCUCCGAUCUCUUGCACCUUGCUGUGCAGGCUUUGCUGGGUCGUGAUGGCUGGGAUGGCCUGGCAGAAAACGCGGACAGGCAGCCUGAGCAAGACGACAACACGGCAACGUUUGAUCCCUACCUCUUGGAGGACGCAGAUGGAGUGGAGGAAGCCGAAGAGGUUGAAGAGGACUCUGCCACGGAGGCCAGUGAUUGGGAAGACUGCGCAGCUUGGGUGCACUCACUUGAUGCCGAUUCCCAGGAUUGGACUGACCUUCCCAUUGGCACCACCUUCGAUGCGGACGGCGCCGCUUCCUACUCCGUGGCCCGGAAGCUGGGACAAAGCCAGGGGAUCAUCACUUAUGCGGUCAACUGCAAAGGAGAGAACUACGUCGCCAAGUUCGCAGCCAACGGCCCUCAGGCAGCCGCGAGGAGGCGUUCCGGUGAAGCGGCCGAUGCCGAUGUCGUGCUGCAGAACGUGUCCGUAGAUGUAUUUGACGUCAGCUCCUUCGUGAAGACCCUCGCGGAGGUCAUGGCAGACUUCGGCGUGUCUCAGCUCGCAGCGCCUGCUCCCGCAGCUGCUCCAGCGAAGAGAGCAGCUCCGGCCAGCCAGCCAGGGCCCGCGAUGCUGGUGCCUACCGAGGCAGCCCCGCAGCCAGAGACGGCGACGUUCAAGCGACUGUUUCACGAGCCAGGAAAGCCCGAGGAGCCUAGCCCAGAGAAGGUGAAGACGCUGUUCGGCGAAGCGGCGGACGUCCAACCGAAGAGGCAGAUGUCUUUGGACAAAUCCUGCUUCAAGGUACUCUUCCGGGAGCCGGCUCUGGAGACCGCACCGACCACGAAGGAGGAGGGCACUCGGCCAGAAGGCAGCCAAGGCCAAGCCGAGCUCUUGGCGCCGGCGUUCGCAAAGUUUCCCUGUGUCGCGGGUUGUACCGCCGCCAAGGCCAAGGGGUCCUCUCCGGAGAGAUCGCCGCCCGUUGGCCAAGAGCCAGCCGGCGAAGUUUGGUACAAGGCGCCGCCUCCCAAGAAGACGUUGAGCUCCAUGCUGAGCAGCUACGAGGAGGAGGAGGAGGACCGGCACAACGUCUCCGGGAGGUGGGUUUUCUUUGUUGAGGGCAUGCGGAGCUGCUGUGGUAAUGUGGAGAAUGGAGAACUUCACAACGGGUCCCUCCUUUGGGCUUCGAGCGGCGGAGCUUCCCAGGAGCCCUUGGAGCCGGAAACUGCUGUGGAGCGGCUCGGAGUGAGGCCCAGGCCCUGGGAGUCUGGCAAGGAAUCGAGCUUAAGGUACCAGAACAAGGAAAGCAUGCUAGGCUUACUUCUGAUGCGGCUCGAGAGCGUGCUGCGCAACGCCGCGGCCGGGCGGAGGCGCUCUUCCCUUCAUGCUCGAGUGCGACCUGUCUUGGAUGAGGCGCCGAGCAUCGAGGACAUCCGUGCUCACAACAUUUCUGCCAGAGGUGGCCUGCUGCCGGGCAGUGUGUGGGACCCUGCCACCGGCCAGUUUGUGUCCGAACCGAUUCCCGACGACAUUCUGCAGAGCUUCAAGAAGGAGAAGGAUCUCAAGCUGGAGGACUACCAGGAGAGGGUGCUCAUGGCCCAGCUUGCCGAGAAGAAGCGGCGCUUAGAGCCCCUUGGCUAA